ACAGAAGAUCUCCAAACGCCUUUAUUCUUUAUCGUCGAGCAAAACAACCUCAAAUUGUUGCUCAACAUCAAGGCAUCUCAAACGAUGAUGUAUCUGAAGAAAGAAGAACAUACCCUGAAUAUAGAUAUAAACCCCAACGACCUCAAGAACGAAAACGACGAAUGCCUGCUACGGCACGAGAUGCUUCAACCAGACGUGUUUCUGCUCCUGGCUUACCACAUAAUUUACUUGUAGAUGAUUCAGCAAAGCGUCAGGAUCUAGGCGCAUUUCCUCAGGACUAA
This is a messenger RNA of Dentiscutata erythropus, 281 nucleotides long. NCBI's taxonomy places the organism in Eukaryota, Fungi, Glomeromycota, Glomeromycetes, Diversisporales, Gigasporaceae. The record is from the annotation of a GenBank genome assembly.